CACAGAGAAAAGCCCUGCAGCUAAAGCCCAUUUAUUUACUCAGCGGGAUGCAUUGAAGCGUCCAGCCUUCUAGGAGAGGAGUUAUAACCAAAUGCUGCCAGUGAGUUUGGGAGACAAAGAGAUGCUGACAGGAAAACCUGACCCAGAAUUAGGAGAUCUGAAGAUGGAGAAAUAAAAGACCCAGAGAAUGCUGUUCAUUAGCAAGACAAUCCUCAUCUUCCCCAGCUGAAGACUCUCAAAAUUUCACCCUUAAUCACGUCCAAAAUAGAUGUACUUUCUUUUUCUCUAAGGCAAAGAGGAUCACAUUGCAUAGCAUUAUCAUAUGACAUUGACAUUCAUGGAGCCCAAUAAACACAGCUCCCAGCAGAGACCCACAUUUACCUCUUCCCCCAAGGUGAAAUAUUCUCCUUUGAUUCAAGCUGUUAAGGAAGGUAACAUUGGGUGGGUCCAAGAGCUGUUAGAAGGAGGAGAAGAUAUCAACGUCCAGGUGGAGGGUGGCUGGACUCCACUGCAUAAUGCUGUGAAAGAAGGCCACAAGAACAUUGUUCAGCUUUUACUAGAGAAAGGUGCUGAUGCUCAUAUCAAGAAAGACAAUGGUGCCACUCCCUUCAUUGUGGCUGGGAUUGUGGGAAAUGUGGAACUCUUGAAACUUUUUCUUUCUAAGGGAGCAAACAUCAAUGAAUAUGAUAACCAUGGGUUCACAGCAUUUAUGGAAGCUGCCUGUUAUGGUCAGGUGGAUGCCUUAGAAUUCCUGUAUGAAAAUGGGGCACAAGUGAAUUUGGGACGACAAACUAGUGAGGAACAAAAGAAACUGUGCAAAGGGGGGAACACAGCCCUCAUGGAUGCAGCCGAACAAGGUCAUGUCAAUGUGUUGAAAAUCCUUCUUGAAAAGAUGCAGGCAGACGUGAAUGCCCGUGACAACAUGGGCAGAAAUGCCUUAAUCCAUAGUCUUCUGAAUCCUAAGAACAAGAAUGUGAAAGAGAUUGUGCGCUUACUGCUAAAGUAUAGAGCUGAUGUCAACGUGAGGGGAGAAAAAGGGAAAACACCUUUACUUUUGGCAGUAGAGAAGGAGGAUGGCGAGUUAGUACAUAUAAUGCUGGAACACGAUGGAAUAGCUAUCAAUGAUAGGGAUAAUGAUGGCAACACAGCUCUUCUGGUUGCUGUCAAGAAUGAUCAAUAUGACAUUGCCCAGUUGCUGUGUGAAAAAGGAGCCAAAGUAGACUGUGGAGAGCUCAUUAGGAUAGCUCAGAACAACUACGACCAGCGUAUGGUCAAUCUUCUUCGAGAUCAUGGGGCCAGUGAGAAUUUCCCUUUCCCUCCUAAGGUCUAUGAGCCAAACAGUCAACGAUGGCAGGAUGGCUUGAGGACUCUCUAUAGGAUAGAGCGUCCCAUGAUUGGCAAUCUCAAGAUUUUCAUUCAAGAAAAGUACAGGAUAGCAGAAACUUCUGAAGGUGGUGUAUACCUGGGGUUCUAUGAUGGGAAAGAGGCAGCUGUGAAGCGAUUCCAAGGAGACAGUAAAAGAGCUCAUCAAGAAAUUAACUGUAUCCGCCAUUGCCAGAACAAUAGCAACUUGGUGACGUUUUAUGGGAGAGAGAGCCAAAAGAGCUGUUUGUAUUUGUGCUUUGCUCUUUGCGAGAAGACUCUGGAGGAACAUCUGACUGAUCAAGGAGAAACAGCCUUGAAGAAUGAGGACCUCCAAAACAUUCUCAAGUCCUUAUUUAAGGCAGUGCAAGAACUACACAGAAGCAACUAUACCCACCAGGACCUGCACCCAGGGAAUAUCUUGAUAGAUUCUAAAGAUGAAGUUUGUUUGGCAGAUUUUGAUAAGAGUGAAAAAUUGGAUGAAGGUCGGCAGAAAAUUAAAGAUGAUCUAAAGGCUCUUGGAAGGUUGGUUCUGUAUGUGGUGCAGGUGGGGAAAGACCCCUUUUCAAAAAUUCAAGCCCAAAGUGACACUGAGGUCAUAGAAGCUUGUACAAAUGAGGAAACUAAAGAUCUCGUGCAAAACUUGCUUAGCCCUGGGGAGGAAUGGCAGAACCAGCUAAGUGAAAUGCUCUCUCAUCCUUUCUUUUGGAGCUGCAAAAUACGUAACAGGUUCCUUCGAGAUGUGGGGAAUGAAUCUGACAUCAAAAAAAGAAAUUAUGACAGCAAAAUCCUUGAGAAACUCGACCACACUAAGGCUUUUGAAAAUUGGAGAGAAAAGAUUGAUAAAGAUCUGAUGGAAAAAAUGGAUUCAUUUUAUAAAAUACCUAAAAAACGCUACAAGAACACUGUGGGAGACUUGCUGAAAUUCAUCCGGAAUAUAGGUGAACACAUUGAAGAAGAAACAUAUAGAGAUGUGAAGUCAAAAAUUGGAGAACUUUCCCAGUAUUUUCAGGAGCUGUUUCCUGGUCUGGUGAUGUAUGUCUAUAAUAAACUGCGGAAUAUGGACUACAGGAAGCAUUUCCCCAGUGUUAACAGUUCUUAGCCUGGGUUGUUGACACCAUGCCAACAUGACUCUGGACCUGAGGAUAUUCUGUUUAAAUCACUUCUUUCAUGCAGCCCAUUGGAUGAAUCUCACUCAAUUCAACAAAGGCAUAUUGAAGAUCUACUAUUUAUGAAGCCUUAUGCUUGGUACUUUGAAGGCUAUGAUAAAGAGAAAGCUGGAUCCCAACUCUUAAGGAAUUGACCUCCUAGAAGGGAGGGUAAAGCAUGUAGACAUAUAAACAUAAAGCAAAGUCAUAUGUGAAAAUGUAUAAAAGUGAUGAAUUGCUAAAAGGAAGGAUGUUUUGGUAGGAAGUUAUUUUAGGUCUUCUCAUUUAAAUCUGGAAAAUCUUACAAAUAUGGAUCUAUAGGCAUACCUGACAUAACGCUACUCCUACACCCAAAUGUCAUUUCACAGUAACCUCAGUAGAAAUCUUAAACACAUCCUUCACUGAUCACUGAUCACAACAAUCAAAAUUGUAAUCAAUUGAGGAUGUUUGAAUAAAAGUCCCAUCACCAUGAAAGUCAA
Vombatus ursinus (common wombat) is the source of this 2989-nucleotide messenger RNA. It is a transcript of the gene RNASEL, whose product is annotated as ribonuclease L. The coding region runs from base 323 to 2464 and encodes 713 amino acids. Gene Ontology annotation, molecular function: ATP binding; RNA nuclease activity; protein binding. Gene Ontology annotation, biological process: defense response to virus; protein phosphorylation; negative regulation of viral genome replication. NCBI's taxonomy places the organism in Eukaryota, Metazoa, Chordata, Mammalia, Diprotodontia, Vombatidae. The record is from RefSeq and is a predicted model, not a curated record. The transcript has 7 exons.